Solea senegalensis (Senegalese sole) is the source of this 2857-nucleotide messenger RNA. RefSeq names its product syntrophin, beta 2 (gene sntb2). Bases 293 to 2086 code for a protein of 597 amino acids. The transcript is spliced from 7 exons. Lineage: Eukaryota; Metazoa; Chordata; Actinopteri; Pleuronectiformes; Soleidae. Gene Ontology annotation, cellular component: intracellular anatomical structure; dystrophin-associated glycoprotein complex; synapse. The record is from RefSeq and is a predicted model, not a curated record. Gene Ontology annotation, molecular function: structural molecule activity; protein binding.
GUGAACUUGACAGUGGAAGUGUGGCAGCUUAGAACAACAAUCCUCUGAAAGUGUCCCACCGUCUCUCCUCUUCUCUUCCUUCCCUCUUUUCUUUUCUUUUCUUUUUUUCACAGGGGGGAGACUCGCGUUUUCCUCCCCCGCUCUCCCUCUCUCCCUCCGGGCGGAGUGGGUGUGUCGAUGCGGGCCAGUGGAGCCGAGUCUCUGCUUGUGUUGGUCCUGAAAAAGAGGAAAAAAGUUGACGAUGAGUUCAGAGUGAACGCGGCCCGCCUCCGAGCACGAACCGUCCGGGAUCAUGGCUGUCUGGACCCGAGCCGACAAAAACGGCCAGCUGGACCUCCUGCUCCGGGACCGCUGGAUCCGAGUGCUGGCGGAGCUCAGCCGUGAAACUCUGACCCUGACGGCGGAGGCGGAGGCGGCCGCACCGGGGGCGAACCACCACCACCACCACCACCACUGGGACUGCGGCAGCAGCAACUCCUCCGCGGGCCUGAGAAAUGGCCUGACGAACGGAAACGACCCGGGACCGAGUCCCAGCAACCGCGGUCAGGAUCAUCUCCAGAGCCAGAGCCAGAACCAGAGCCACCGGGGCCGCAGCUCCAGUCCCGGCCCACGCCGCGGUCAGUACGAUGGAAACUUUACUUCAAACAGCCCCGGAAAGUACCAGAAUAACGGUACAAACUCUGACUUUGGAAGUCCCGGCUCGAGCUACGGAAGCCCCGGGUCCAGCUUCGGCUCGAGACAGGGCGAGUACCCCGUGAGCGCGGACGGUUCUUCGGAGGCGGUGCGGAAAGUCCGGGUUGUCAAACAGGAGUCUGGCGGGCUGGGGAUCAGCAUUAAGGGGGGGCGGGAGAACCGGAUGCCCAUCCUCAUCUCCAAGAUCUUCCCCGGACUCGCCGCCGACCAGAGCCGCGCUCUACGGGUCGGGGACGCGAUCCUGUCCGUGAACGGGAACGACCUCCGCGAGGCGACGCACGACCUGGCGGUGCAGGCGCUGAAGAAGGCGGGGAAAGAGGUGACGCUGGAGGUGAAAUACAUCCGCGAGGUUUCUCCGCUCUUCAAGAAGCCGUCGCUGGUGGCCGACCUGCCGUGGGACGGCGUCCGCCCGCAGUCGCCCAGCUACAGCGGCAGCGAGGACUCGGGCUCGCCCAAACACAGCGGAGGCUCCUCCUCCUCGUCCAAGGACAGGAAGGUGAUCAGUCUGAGGAUGUGCUUCAUCAGCAGGAACCUCACCAUGCCAGACCUGGAGAACAGGCUGCUGGAGCUUCAUUCUCCUGACGGUCAGCACACGGUGGUGCUGCGCUGCAAAGACGGCUCCACCGCUAAGUCCUGGUUCAGUGCCGUCCACACCAACAUCGCCGCUCUGCUGCCACAGACGCUGGCCCACAUCAACGCCUACCUGAGCGCCUCGUCCUCCGCCUCCACACACCCACACCUCAAACACAUCGGCUGGUUGGCUGAGCAGGUGCAGCUGGAGGGCGGACGGCAGCAGCACCGCCCGGUGGUGAUGGCGCUUACGGAGAAGGACAUCCUGCUGUUUGAGUCUGUGCCGUGGAACAGAGAGUCAUGGUCCAUGCCUCUGCUCACACACCCACUGUUAGCCACCAGACUGGUUCACUCCGGCAGUGCCCGUGGGUCUCCUGCCCAGGGAACAGACCUGGUUUUCGCCACUCGAACAGGCACGGGACGAGGUAUCGAGUCCCACGUCUUUAGAGUGGAGACUCACUGGGAUCUGUCCUCGUGGACGCGAGCGCUGGUGCAGGGGUCGCAUGCUGCCGCUGAACUCAUCAAAGAAGUUUCUAUUGGGUGUACGUUGAACCGCCAGGACGUGCGUCUGACGCUUCACUACGAGAAGGGCUUCACCGUGACCCGAGAGCUGGUCGACCCGACAGGUGGCGCCGUGCUGUACAGAUACCCGUAUGAGAAGCUCAAAAUGUCCGGUGACGACGGAGUACGCAACCUUUACCUGGACUUCGGAGGAGCAGAGGGCGAAAUGGUGUUUGACCUCCACUCUGGACCCAAGCCCGUGGUGUUCGUCCUUCACUCCUUCCUGUCGGCCAAACUCACUCGUAUGGGUCUGCUGACGUGAUGUGACGGUCGCCGGCGACGACGAGGACGAACACAAGCAGAGUGAGGAUGGGAGGCGGCUGACAGAGGGCGGGGUUAACUUUUAAAAUCUACUUUCUCCUUUCACAGCCCACAUUAGGCACCAGGUGGCGCUGCAGGUGGAAUGUGUUGUUGCUUGUCCUCAGGCCGCCGCUCGCCGCCAUGUUAGAGCAGGUGACAGGAGGCGGCACUUUGCUUUAGCGACAGUAUUAACCAUCUGAAAUAACAUGUAAUGAUUUUUAUUCUAAUUAUGAUGUAAAACACACAUAUAGCACACGCACACGCACACGCGCACACACACAGGUGCUGUGAUGAAGAGAUGACAAAAACUAAAGAAGGGUCCAUUUUAUUGUUGUUUUUCUGCGCAGAGCGAGCACAUGUGUGUGUGUGCGUUCCUUCCACCGCAGCCUUCUUAAUGUAGUUGUGUGUUUUUGUGUCGUUGUAGACGCACUCAACGCGCUGUGUGUGUGUGUCACCACAUAAUCCCAAACGACUGUUGUGAUCAGGAUCGCCGACUGUGCCUUUUUUACACGUUCCCCCUUUUAUUCAACACAAUAAGAGGAUUUUAAAGGGACAGUUUGUGAUGUUUUUGUCGGUUUUACAGCGUGCAGACACAAUAUUCAGCACAGACUAAGCUGUGAGCGCCCCCUGUUGCUGAAAAGCUGCAUGACACAGGUAUGGACGCUGAACAAGAACAAAAGAUUUAAGUCUACGAUAUCUUAAGAAUGUGUUCACGUCUCCCACACCAAAGUCC